Emericellopsis cladophorae is the source of this 351-nucleotide messenger RNA. RefSeq lists its product as uncharacterized. The transcript has a single exon. NCBI's taxonomy places the organism in Eukaryota, Fungi, Ascomycota, Sordariomycetes, Hypocreales, Bionectriaceae. The coding region runs from base 1 to 351 and encodes 116 amino acids. The record is from RefSeq and is a predicted model, not a curated record.
AUGCUCUUCAAGACCUUCCUACUCGUCGGCCUGGCUUCAUUCUCCUCUGCUGCCGUCGCUCGUCCCCGUGCCGUGGGUUGUGGAGGAGGCUGCCCCGAGGGCCAAGCCUGUGUCCAAUACGGAGAGAUGAGUGGCAUCAUGCGCUGCGAAGCCAAGCGUGAGCUCGCUGUAGGAUGCGGAGGAGGAUGUCCCGAUGGACAGGCGUGCGUGCAAUAUGGGGAAAUGGGCGGUAUCAUGCGGUGCGAAGCCAAGCGGGACCUCGACAGCAACGACCUUGUCACUCGUCUCGACAACCCGUGUCCCGAGGGCCAGUCGCUACACCCUUAUGGCGGUCUGAUGAAGUGCUUCUGA